Messenger RNA from Grammomys surdaster, 984 nucleotides. RefSeq names its product major urinary protein 20-like. The transcript has 7 exons. Gene Ontology annotation, molecular function: small molecule binding; odorant binding. The coding region runs from base 153 to 698 and encodes 181 amino acids. Lineage: Eukaryota; Metazoa; Chordata; Mammalia; Rodentia; Muridae. The record is from RefSeq and is a predicted model, not a curated record.
GAAGUAGAGGAGAUCCAUAUGGGAAGAAGAAGAAAACAACACUGAACCCAGAAAGAAUAUAAGCAGCAGCAAGGGAGCUGGGGAGUGGAGUGUAGGCACAGUCACUGGAAAGACUGGGUCCUGACAGAGAGACAAUUCUACUCCCUACCAAAAUGAAGCUGCCGCUGCUGCUGCUGUGUUUGGGACUGACCCUAGUCUGUGACCAUGCAGAAGAAGCUAGUUCCCUGAGAGAAAACUUUGAUGUUCAAAAGAUUAAUGGGGAUUGGUAUACUAUUUCUGUGGCCUCUGACGAAAGAGAAAAGAUAGAAGAAGAUGGCAGCAUGAGAGUUUUUGUGAAGGACAUCCAUGUCUUGGAGAAUUCCUUAGCCUUUAAAUUCCAUACUAUUGUAAAUAGAGAGUGCACUGAACUCUUUUUGGUUGCUAACAAAACAGAAAGGGCUGGUGAAUAUUCUGUCAACUAUGAUGGACACAAGACAUUUACUAUACCUAGGACAGACUAUGAUAUAUAUAUUAUAUUUGAUGUCGUUAAUGCCAAGGAUGAGGAAACCUUCCAGGUGAUGCAGCUCCUUGGCCGAGAACCAGAUCUGAGUUCAGACAUCAAGGAAAAGUUUGCAGAUCUAUGUGAGAAGCAUGGAAUCGUUAGGGAAAACAUCAUUGACCUAACCAACUCCAAUCGCUGUCUCCAGGCCCGAGAUUGAAGAGAGGCCUGAGCCUCAAGCUAACUCAGUGUUGAGUGGAGACUUCUCACCAGGAUUGCAGCAUCAUUCCUUCCUGUCCAAAAGCAUCCUGCAACAAGUUCUGUGAUCUUCUUUCCAUCCUAUCUUACAGAACAGUGCAAUCCCAGUCUCUCUAGCAUCUUCCCUAGUUACCUAGGACAACUCAUCAAGAAUCAAAGACUUUCUUACAUCCCUCUUUGCCACAUCCAUGACAAUUCUCCAUGAAUUUCCUCCUCUUCCUGUUCAAUAAAUGAUUGCCCUUGCCCUU